ACAGAGCAUCACUCUCUCUGCCAGCACUCUGACAUCCUCUGCAGCGGUGUAGGCCAGUGACCACCAUGAACACCAACACACUUCUGCUCCUCUCUCUGGUGGUCUGUGCAACCUCUGCAAUGAGCAUUAUGGGCGGCACCACGCGCUGUCUGUGCCAAAGCUUUCGGGACGACCUGCCCCGCCGGCCCGUGAAACGCCUGGAGAUCCUCCCGCCGUCCAACUCCUGCGACCAGAUGGAGAUCAUUCUGCACCUGCACAGUGGAACCCGGUUCUGUCUGAACCCAGAGGCAGAGAAGAUCAUCGAGGUGCUGAAAAAGCUCAGAUCGAAGAAAGCCGCUUCUCAGAAGCCAUGACAACCCUCCGAUCAGACUCCUUCCUAAGCUAGUCUCCUCCUACUCUGAACUGCAACUUCCUGCUAUACGUAUAUAGCAUAUAUAAAUAUGUACAUUGUAAAUGUAUUGUUGCUUAUUUUUAAUUUAUUCAUGGUCUUUGUGUUAAAUGCUUUGUAUAAUAAAUUACAUUUCCGAGAAAAAA
Messenger RNA from Conger conger (European conger), 534 nucleotides. RefSeq names its product C-X-C motif chemokine 3-like. Gene Ontology annotation, molecular function: CXCR chemokine receptor binding; chemokine activity. Gene Ontology annotation, cellular component: extracellular region. Bases 66 to 353 code for a protein of 95 amino acids. Gene Ontology annotation, biological process: neutrophil chemotaxis; inflammatory response; cellular response to lipopolysaccharide. The record is from RefSeq and is a predicted model, not a curated record. Lineage: Eukaryota; Metazoa; Chordata; Actinopteri; Anguilliformes; Congridae. The transcript has 4 exons.